AUGUCUGAAACCACAACCUUGGGCAUGCGUUUGUGCUCCGACAACCGCAAUCUCCUCUUCUGCCUCAACGCGAAGUUGAAGGCCUGUUCUCUCACUCAACCUCUCUUCGCCGGCGUCACGGACCGUCUUUAUUGGCCGGACCGAGAAAUGUCUAUUUCGCUUCUCACUUUUGACUGCCUCUCUUGUUGCUGCCACUUUUCAUUGUCGCUUCUGCCGCGGCCUCUUUGUCCGCCUUAUUUCCUGUCACCCUCAUUCCGGUUCCCUCCUCUGCCCGUUUCUUCCUUACCCCUUGCUAACGCCCACAUACACAUACACACACACACACGCGCGCAGAUACAUGCAUGUACACGAGAGAAGAGUGAUGAGUGA
Molecule: messenger RNA, 369 nt
Organism: Protopolystoma xenopodis
Lineage: Eukaryota; Metazoa; Platyhelminthes; Monogenea; Polystomatidea; Polystomatidae
Source: the annotation of a GenBank genome assembly